AUGAAGGAAAACGACCAACAAUUUGAGCAGAACAAUACUGCAGAAGACGCUGUCAACACUGGAGUGGUUAAACGCAGACGUCUUCCUCUCGGCUGGAUUGAGAAGAAAGAGAAAAGAGGCUCCCGGUUUGCCAAGGAAGUCUAUCAGGAAGCAUUCACCUUUUUUGACCCAGAAGAAACUGGAGAAAUAUCCACUGAUGAUCUUUACGCAAUAUUUACAGCCUUCCGAAUGGAGCCGUCUGAAUUGGCUCUCAAAGAUCUUCUCUACGACAUUGACUUCGCCGGAACUGAGAGGCUUCAAUUGGAACAGUUUUGCUACCUCAUGGAUUGCCUGCUUAGCAAGAAAUCCAUGCAUGAAGAAAUUCAAGAUGCGUUUCGUCAGUUCGAUCGGGACAACGACGGACUCAUUAGUGCGUGGGAGCUGAAAAGAGUUCUAAGAGUGCUGGGUGAACAGGUGUCGGAGGAGAAGGCUGAGGAGAUGAUUGCAGAGCGGAGUCAGGGGGGCUCUGGCAAAUACCCACAACUGCCAGAUGUGUACGAAGGUGAUAUCAGGCGACCUGUGUUCAUGCUUCACUUGCUGUUCCAAAUUCCACUGGACCAAGGACUGUACCGGUUUCCCAAAAAUUUUCCUUGA
Molecule: messenger RNA, 633 nt
Organism: Symsagittifera roscoffensis
Lineage: Eukaryota; Metazoa; Xenacoelomorpha; Acoela; Convolutidae
Product: neo-calmodulin-like
Exons: 5
Coding region: 1-633 (210 amino acids)
Molecular function (GO): calcium ion binding
Source: RefSeq, a predicted model, not a curated record